UUUUGUAUGAAACAAUUUAUUGUGCAUUUUCAGUUUUGCUUAAUGCAAUCAUGAUAAUUAAAGUUUAAUAAUAAAAUACAGUUCAAAAAAAUUCCAGUAUCGAAAAAUAUGCCAUAACUGUGACUGUAUAGUAUGGGAGAGCUAAUCUGAGUAUUCAAUGGAAUAAAAUUUUGUUUGCAUCUAAUAUUACUUAUUUUGCAAUAUAGGUAAGUCCAACAUUUUUGGAGUUUUCAAGAAUAAAAUAGGAGGUUGACGACGACAUGAAAUUUAUUGUCUUUUUUGAAUAAAAUAAUAUAAAAUCAUUUAUAUGACAGUGUUGUUUUCUUUUAUAAAAACAACAAAAAUCCAUGACAAACUAUUUUAACUAUUUCAUAAAAUAAAUUUAAUUCACAUAAUGCGAUAUAUUGUGCAUUAUUAUUACGUUAAACUUGUUUACAACACUUGUCAUAAUGUUGUUUAGUUUCCGCUCUAAACAAAUUAUUUUAAACAAAAAAUUGUUGAUGUCCAGUGGGUAUCCACAGUCAAAAAUUACUCUAAACUAUGACUCCAAUGAUUCAUGUGUUCUGUGUUUUAGUUCAAGUGAUUUUAAAUAAUGCAGAAAAUUGCAAUAACAUGGGAACUUUACUUUACGAAGACUUAGGAUGUAUUCCUCAAUAUAGCGAGUCAAAUAAAAACUCUCUGUGUCCUAUUAAAUACUCCUGUAAAGGUCUAGGACCAUGGUAUGAUUAUUGCCAUUUUAGGGGCAACACAUAUGAACUUUCCCAAAUGGUUGAAAAAAAUUUAACUUCUCUAUCAUGCGACGAAUCUUGUGUUUGUAGCAAUUUCUUUACUGGGUACAAUUUUAACUGUGCUAUCUUGGAUUGUCCUGAAUGGCUAGGAGAGCUAAUACCGGAAGGGUGUUACAGAAAGUAUACCUUGGAACAUUGUUGUUCGACUGAAAGAGCAUGCUUUCCUUUUGAUGAAAUUGAUGAAAUCGCAAAAUGUGUCAUUGAUGGAGAGGAGUAUUUAGAAGGACAAUAUUUUUACCCGAGAAACUCUUGUUUGAAAUGUAUUUGUCAAGAAGGGUUUAAAGGUAAAUUAGAGGAGCCUUUUUGCAAGAGAAUCACAUGUGGUGAGCAGCUUAAACACGCUAUAUUUCUUCAAAAAAUUUGUGCUCCUGUCUAUUAUAAGAGAAAAGAUGAACCGUUUUGUUGUCCUAAUUACUGGAUUUGUGCUAAUGGAUCGGAAGUUAUCAGAGGUGAAACUAUAUCAGAUUAUGUUUGCAUGUUUGGCGAGCGAACUCUAAAAGUCGGUGAAUGGUUUAAAAAUGGUGAUGAAAUUUUAUGUGAAUGUUUAAUUCCGCCUUUGGUGACCUGUCAUCUCUUUGAUAAAUAUGACGCUUAAUUAUACUCGUAAUUUAAGUUGAUUAAAAUAAUUGUUCAAUUGCAUUUUUUAAAAUUAACUUUCCAAAUUGGUACAAUUUAUUCUAGGAAAAAAAUAUACGAGCCUAAAUAACAUAAUCAAUACUCGUUUAAAAAGUACGAUCUCGAUCAGCAGUCGUCGGAUUACCAAUCUGGCAAGUAUAAAUUAAAAGGUGUUUCCGGAAAAUUCAAUUAGGAUGUAAUUUAAUGUUUUUUAACUGUUUCAUUUUUCUUAGCGGUUUCGAAUUUGCUCAGCCUGCAGGCAAUGAAUCCAUCAAUUUAUUAUCAACAUUACUUUAAUUAAAAGUUGGUAAAAAACGGACAUACCGAGGCCAUUCUUUUGAUAUGUUUGCAAAGUUAAUUUAUCAUAAAUUAAAAAGUAAUAAAACUUUUCGCUUUUUUUCCUAAACUGUUACGUUAAAAUUAGCUUCUUAUCAUUCUUUAAGCAAUAAUUGAAUGUCCUUAUGUACUAUUCUCCGGCUUAUUAACUUCUCAGCCACGAGGUAUGAAUAUUUAAAUUUAUGUAAAUUGUGUUCGUGAUGUUUUUUUGUCCAAAUAAUAUAUUUUUGAGCUCCUUUGGGACAUAUUAAGUAAACACAAGAUAUUUUGUGAACGCCACGUCGCUGGAAUUUUCAACAAAACGAAUUAUAACAUGACAUAUCAGAUGUCCAAACUCUUGAAUAGCGAGGGUGGAUUAUAGUAAGAUAAUUUUUUUGCUGCACUAGAACAGUGUUAUGCAAUUUAAAGGUGACGCGUAUACAACACGAAAUUGCUAUAAAAGCACUUGUGUGGUCUAACAUGCGUAAACACGACAAUAUGGUGAUUGAAUAAUUGAACAAUAAAUCAAUAAAUUUAUUUAAUAAUGAGGGGGUCAGGUUUAGAAAAAUUGCGAAUAAUGAUUUAAUAUAAUGCAAUAAUUAGCUCAGUUUUUAAGGCCUUGUUGUAAUUUUUAUGAAAAUAAAGUUUAAAACAGUCGUUAUAAAACAUAGUUUAGAUUUGGUAAUUUGACAUAACCAAUACCUCCAGCUAUUUACUAUACUUGACAUGUACAUACCUAUUUGGGUAUUCUAUUCAGUAUUGUUCUGUAACAGAUUGUAAUUCUCUGCUCAGCAACCAAUUGAAUUUUUUGUAAUAAUUAAUUAAUAUUAUUGAAGAGCGUUAAAACAAAUAAAACAUAUUUAAGAAGAUAAUUUGCUUGUCUCAAUAUAUUUUUUUAUUUAUUAAUAAUUGAUUAAUAUUUGAAAUUGAUUUGAGAUUAAAAAAUUUUCUCCGUUUCUGUUUCGCAGUAAUGAAUCUUCUUGAAAGGAGCAAUUUGCCCUCGGCCUUAAGCCAUGAAGAGAAAAAUGUAAACAUUAGAGCCUGAAAUAUGCGCUUUUUAACUUUAAUCCGGAUUAACAGCUUUUGUUCCUAAUUUAAUAUGUGCCUAGUCUAAUAUAUUUAAUAACGGAACGAAUUAUUUUUCUCUUAAUUCUUUGAAACACAUCCCUGAAAUCCGAUAGUACAAUCUGUAAUUAUUUCAAAAUCCCUUGACCUAUGAUCCACUAUUAGCUCUUGAAAUGCUUCGCUUGUGCAAAAUUCAUUACACUAAUUGAUUAAUUAAUAAUGAAACAUAAGCUAACAGUUUGUAAAAUUUAUUAACAAUUAAAAACCAGGCACUACUUCUUCUACAAAAUCUAAGAAAUUGCGAACUCGCGUAAAAACUGUUGUUUUCUUCUCACCACCAACUUUUCUCCCGAAAGACACCAAACCGAUGAGUUUGUCGUCCACGACAAGGGGUCCCCCGGAGUCUCCCUGAAAAGCAAUCGUAAAAAUUAUAUAUGCGGCGUGAUAUAUUUCUCGCCAUCAAGGAUGUUACGACUAUUAUGCACGAUAUUGGCUUAUGGCAAAGAAAAUAUUGCUUUUCACAUAUUUAUUUUUAUUUGAAACGUAAAUGCUUUAAUACGUUUCGCAAUAUUUGGCGGAUUCAGGUGAUAAAUGGUAAAACGCAAAGUUUUUUUUUUCGUUUGAAACUCCUUAAAAAUCCGUUUUUUUUUCUUUUUAUUUGUACCAUAGCGUCGCUUUAUUGUAUCUUUGUUUGACACAAAUGUAUUUACUUUCCCCCAAUUUUUCACAUAAUUUCAAAUUCGGUUUUGGCACAAUAUUGGGAAGUCGCCUUUUAUUCUCUCACAGUAAAAGCUUUGGAAAAUUCCGCAAAGCAAACAUUUUCAUUGCGUGUAACAAAACAAACCACCAUAAUAUGUUAUUAUACUUGCAUGUAUUAUGUGAUUUAUAUAUUGGAAUAUAAUAUACAUUAUAAAUUUCACUAUACUAUAAGCUUUUCCACACUUCGUUUUGACGAGGGUUGGAAAAUAAUGUUUUUAUAAAAUAAUUAUUUGGGUAGGCUAAUUUUAUUAUUUUUUUCUGUAUUAAAAAUUAUUGAUUUUAAAUACGGUAUAUUGACAUUUUACGAGUUGACACACAAACAAUGUUGAUAAUAACGGUAAUGCCAGGUGUCACAGUUUGUUUUUAUUCAGUUAUAAGUUUUUAAAUUAAUUAAACUAGAGUAGUUUUUGUUAUUAUUAUUAAGGAGUGUAUAGUUACUAUUAUGUUAAUAUUAUUACAUUUACUUUUUGGUAUUUAUUAAAUUUAGUUAACAAUUUGUUCAGAUUAAGUUUAGUAAUAAAUAAUUAUAAUUUAACAAACUCAUGUUGAAUUUGACAUAGAGUUUGUUCCUUUAAUUUUAUAAUGUUAAACAAUGUUUU
This is a messenger RNA of Tribolium madens (black flour beetle), 4141 nucleotides long. RefSeq lists its product as uncharacterized. The record is from RefSeq and is a predicted model, not a curated record. The coding region runs from base 541 to 1383 and encodes 280 amino acids. Gene Ontology annotation, molecular function: protein binding. The transcript has 6 exons. NCBI's taxonomy places the organism in Eukaryota, Metazoa, Arthropoda, Insecta, Coleoptera, Tenebrionidae.